Messenger RNA from Salvelinus sp. IW2-2015, 3126 nucleotides. Its product is annotated as sushi domain-containing protein 2. NCBI's taxonomy places the organism in Eukaryota, Metazoa, Chordata, Actinopteri, Salmoniformes, Salmonidae. The record is from RefSeq and is a predicted model, not a curated record.
CCUGCUGUGGAGACUACAGGCAGUACUGUUCCAGAUCUCCCCUUACUCAGGAACUAUGAUGGUGGAAGUGUCUUCUCUAUCCUCAAUGCCACCUUCUAUCCAAGCAAGCAAGAGCAGCUCACCUGCAGGUUCAGGGGUGAGAUAGAGACAGUGGGCUACACAGACGGAGAAGGCAGAGGUUACUGUGUCUCCCCCUUACUGUUCCAGAGUGGAUGGCUUCCCUUUGACGUCUCUACAGAUGGACGGAACUUCAACAGUUCUGGAGAAUACCUGUCAGUUCACCCAAGUAAAAUGGACGCUGCAUUUAAAGUGACGCUGGUGAAUUCAACGCAGUGGCAAUACUACGGCACCCCCAACACAGCUGGAACACUGAGGAUGACAUGGAGCCCUUCUCUGAUUGGAGACAAGGACAGAGUCAACAUAGAACUAUGGGGGUACAGAGAGGUCAAUACCUCUACUACUGAUACUACAUGGGAGGAAGAGUUGCCCCCCCUGAGGGCAGAAUGGAUCUACCUGUACUCUCUCGGUAAAGGCCUGGCCAACAGCGGCAGUUUCAGCUUCACCCCCAAGUCUUCCGAGAAGCCCUACUCUGACUGGGAGGUGGGGAGUGUCAGAGUGAGCUCCAGUAUCUACUCAGAUGGAGCCAGGAACGUCAAGGCUGUGUGGAGUGGGGRCCAUGCCUUGGCCUGGCACCUGGAGGAGGCCUUCAGGCAGGACUCAGCAGCCUGGGCCCUGGACAGGUGCCUGGCCUGGGACGUCCUGGAGCAGAGUCUCCCUAACUUCCUGYAGGAGGUGGUGGACUGUCCCUGUACCCUGGCCCAGGCCCGCGCAGACACCGGCAGGUUCCAUACUGACUACGGCUGUGACAUGGAGAAGGGGAGUGUGUGUACCUACCACCCUGGUUCUGUACACUGUGUCCGAGCCGUACAUGCAAGCCCUGUGUACAGAGCAGGACAGCAGUGUUGCUAUGACAGCACGGGGGCCCAGGUUCUGACAGGGGACUCGAUUGGAGGCAGCACCCCAGAUCGGGCCCACGACUGGGGCUCCCCUCCCUACAGAGACCCCCCUCGGAUCCCCAGCCUUUCCCACUGGAUGUACGACGUCCUGACAUUCUACUACUGCUGUCUGUGGUCUGACCACUGCCAGGUGUACUUCACACACAGACCCUCCAGCGGCUGUAGACACUACACACCACCUACAGCUGGUGCAGUUCUAGGGGACCCUCAUUUUUUAACGUUUGAUGGUGUGAGGUACACCUUCAAUGGGAAAGGAGAGUACUACCUGGUUCUCUCACCAGACAGAGGGCUCAGUGUUCAGGGCCGGACAGAGCAGGUGAAACUAGAGAACGGUACAUUAUCCAAGGCUACCAGGCUAUCGGCGGUGGCUAUGAGGGAGAGGAGCUCUGAUGUCAUAGAGGUGCGCCAGGCAGAGCAGCAGAACCGGCUGGAGGUGUUGAGGAACCAGCAGGUCCUCUCCUUCACAGAGCAGUCAUGGAUGGACCUUCAUGGGGUGUUCCUGUACUCCCCAACACCCCAGAACGUGACCGUCAUGUUCUCCUCUGGCGUGGGGGUGGAGGUACGGGGGCGAGAGGGGGGCGCCAUGGCCCUCACCGUGCUGCUCCCCUCAAACUACACCAACCUCACCCAGGGCCUGCUAGGACAGAUGAACUCUGACCCCUUAGAUGACCUCCUGACCAGCCUGGGAGGUGUCYUCUCCCCAGACAACACCAGUCCUGAGGAAAUCUUCACCUUCGGAGCCAGCUGGAAAACCUCCAAUGAGACGUCUCUGUUCACUUACGACACUAAGUACCUGUUGGACACGUACUACUACGUGAAACACGACCCAGCCUUCGUCCCGGCCUUCUCUGUGUCCGAAGACCCAGCUGACCCUCUGGUGGGGGACAUGCUGAAGAUGUGUUUCGGUGAGGGGUCCCAGUUCUGCAAGUACGACACCCUGAGCACCCGUAGUCUGGUUGUGGGUAACGCUACACUCCUGUCCUUCAAAAGUCACCAGACACUCAUGCAGGACCUGGAGGCUGUGGUGUCCUGUGGGUGGCUGGCCUCUCCGAGGUACGGUGAGAAGAUAGGUACACGCUACCUAGAGGGUUCGACAGUGAGCUUCACCUGUAACAGUGGCUUCGUUCUGUAUGGAUCACCAGAACGCACCUGUCUACCCAGCGGAGAGUGGACUGGAGAGGAAGCCUCCUGUAUCUCUGAUAAUGUCCUAGGAGUGGUGCUGGGUUCUGUGUUUUCCAUAGCUACUCUGAUAACCAUGGGGGCGAUGGUCAAUCUACACUUCAGGAAACAGAAAAGAGAAAGACAAGAGAGGCUGGAUGGAAAGGUGAUAUUUGAACAGAGUUGAUGUCCUCCAGUGUAACUCUCCCUGUCCAGGAUAUUUUUAAAUGAACCUACAAUUGCAUCACCCUUAAGCUGGCAUCAACAUGCACUAAUGUAGGUGCAAAUUAUGUUUUCUACACCAUGUAGAAUUUUUGUCGAUCAGGGAUAAUGCAUUAUCUUCAUGGUGUAGUACAUGUGUACAUUGCACUGUAGAUUACUUUAAAUAACGGUCUGUAAAUGAAGGCUUACAGAGCAGGCCUGCUUGGUUUGUUCACGGUCUGUAAAUUAAGGCUUACAGAGCAGGCCUGCUUGGUUUGUUCACGGUCUGUAAAUGAAGGCUUACAGAGCAGGCCUGCUUGGUUUGUUCACGGGACUUUUCCUAGGACCAAAUGUUAUGUUCUUUUGCCGGGAAACAAUAUUAUGUGAAUACUUUGAGGUCUAUGUUAUCACUCCAUGUUCCUAUUAACUUAGAAUGGUCCCAGAUGUACACUCUCUUAGGUGUUUAGAGUCAAUCUCCUGAUCGUUUUAAAAGGUUGAAUGACUUUGACCAGUAAUAUAGCUCAUGUGUGUGAGCUCACUGCCUUUGUUCAUUCCAUUCAAUGGUUGAGAAAAAGUCAUUCGAAAGAACAUGCCACCAAAUGGCUGACAAUUGCACAACCCAAGGGGUGUGCUCAUGCUUUUUCUAUCUUCAAAUGAAGUAUUGAAUAAUGAAUAGAUACUGUGGUACAAUAAUAUUUGAAUGUAAUUCAUUAAAGGGAAAUAAAUACAAUUGUGAAAGUAUGGCUGUGAA